Molecule: messenger RNA, 2453 nt
Organism: Sarcophilus harrisii (Tasmanian devil)
Lineage: Eukaryota; Metazoa; Chordata; Mammalia; Dasyuromorphia; Dasyuridae
Gene: PM20D1
Product: peptidase M20 domain containing 1
Exons: 13
Coding region: 123-1682 (519 amino acids)
Biological process (GO): amino acid metabolic process
Molecular function (GO): hydrolase activity, acting on carbon-nitrogen (but not peptide) bonds, in linear amides
Source: RefSeq, a predicted model, not a curated record
UCUUCUAUUGGUCAGAGUCAGGAGUGGGGAUGGAGCCAGGAUAGUUCGAAGAGGCUAGAGUUUGGAGUCUGGACGCCGAGUCCCCACUUCAGCGGACCGUUUGGUGCUGAAGCCGCGCGGAGAUGGCCGAACCCGGCGCUGCCGCCUCUGCAGGCCGACUGCUGGCGAUGGGCGUGACGGGGACGGUGCUAGCCCUGGUGGCUGUGCUGCUGCUCCGGACCGCCACUUUCCCCGAGCCGGACGAGCUGCGAGGCUGGGGGCGCACAGGGGCGUCCAGGAUCCCUGCCCAGUUCAGCGAGGCUGAGCGUACAGCAAUGAAAGAGGCUUUGAAAGAAGCAAUUCAGAUGCCCACAGUGUCCUUCAGCUCUGAAAAUAUCAACACCACAGCUCUGGCUGAAUUUGGGGAACAUAUUCGGAAAGUCUUCCCCUUCUUGUUCUCCACUAGCUUCAUCCAGCAUGAGGUUGUGGAACAAUACAGCCACCUGUUCACCAUCCAUGGGUCUGAUCCCAAGUUGGAACCCUACAUGCUACUUGCUCACAUUGAUGUUGUACCUGCUCCUAAUGAUGGCUGGGAAGUGCCACCCUUCUCUGGGCUGGAGCGUGAUGGCUUCAUCUAUGGACGAGGCACAAUCGACAACAAAAACUCUGCUAUGGCAAUCCUGCAGGCCAUGGAACUGCUGCUGAGAAGAAAUUAUGUCCCUCAAAGAUCUUUCUACAUCUCCUUAGGACAUGAUGAGGAGGUAUCUGGAACAUAUGGAGCACAGAAGAUUGCAGCCCUACUGGAGUCACGAGGUAUCGAGCUGUCCUUCAUCAUAGAUGAGGGAGGCUACAUUAUGGAUGAUUUUAUCCCUGGCUUUGAGAAGCCUUUUGCAUGGAUUUCAGUGUCAGAGAAAGGCGGUAUGAACCUCAUGCUACAGGUAGAUUCUGAUCCUGGACAUUCAUCGAUGCCCCCAAAGGAAACAAGCAUUGGCAUCCUUGCAGCAGCAGUCAGCCGGCUGGAGAAAACACCAAUGCCUAACAUGUUUGGAUAUGGGACUGAAAAGAGCAUAUUGGAGCAACUUGCAGGACAGUUUGGUUUCCCAUUGAAUAUCAUCCUGACCAACCUGUGGAUAUUUGGGCCCAUUAUGAGCAGAAUACUUGAGAAAAGUCCUGCCACUAAUGCAAUGGUCCGAACCACUGUGGCACUCACCAUGUUCAAUUCAGGGAUAAAGGUGAAUGUCAUCCCUCCAACCGCCCAGGCAACAAUCAAUCUUCGUAUCCAUCCUGCCCAGACUGUCCCUGAGGUUCUAGAAAUUGUCCGGAACGUUGUGGCUGAUGAUCGAGUCCGGUAUCACGUGCUCAAUGCCUUUGACCCCCUCCCCCUGAGUCCCCAUGACAAUGAGGCUUUUGGUUACCAGCUUCUCAAAAGAACCAUAAGAGAUGUCUUCCCAGAGGUCACUGCUGUUGUCCCAGGAAUUUGUGUUGGGAACACUGACGCACGACACUACACCAACAUCUCCAAAGGCCUCUAUCGAUUUAACCCUAUCGCUCUUAAUCCACAGAGCUUCAAAAGUUUCCACGGCUUAAAUGAGAAGAUCUCCAUCCAAGCCUAUGAAACCCAGGUGGCGUUCCUGUUUGAAUUGAUCCAGAAUGCAGAUACUGAGAAGGUUCCCAGACCUCAUUCUGCUGAACACGAACUGUGAGAGGAUGGUGACUCUCUCCAGCUGUACCCUGGGAGAUGUUAAGCCCUUCUCCAAAGCAGUCAGCCUCUGGGUGAGGGUGGAGGUGGAAAAUGCACAUUAUUUUGCAGCAGGGGCGGGGAACCUUUAUUCUGCCAAAGGCCAUUUGGAUAUUUGUAACAUCAUUUGCAGACUGUACAGAAUCACCAACUUAAAGAAGUCAUGCAGUGGGAGGUUGUCACUGCCUGCCGUUGCCUUGGCAGGGCCAGACUAAAUGAUCUUGUGGACCUCAUAAAGCCACGUGCCAGACGUUCCUCACCACUGUUUUACAGAAAAUUUUGGACAAACACACGAAGCAGCCCCCUGCCCACCUUCCGGUCUUAACUCCGGACCUGUCCAUAAGCGGGGAUUCAGUGAUGGGGAGAGGAGUGAAUUUAGGCAACUUUAGCCUGAUCCCAAGAUGUUUUUGUUCGCUUCUCACCACUUUGGAGCAUACUUCUCCCAGCUUCCUCUGCUGACUUUCGGGCUUGGACCAUCAGGUUUUUCCUAGAGACGAUUUUCAUUUGUAGGCAUUACUACUUAACCCUCCAUACACAACUAUUUCUAUUACACCCUUUCCUCUAUUGUUCUGACCCAAGGACCUGCAGUUUCUGGCCUCUGGUGCACUUUCCUUCUCCUCCUUUUCCCCCUCUCUCUCCAUUCCUUUCCCUCUUCCUCUCCCUUUUGUGCUGGGAGGAACCCAAAUAUGAAACAAGCCAAACUAACAUGAGAUGAAAUAAAGUGAUCAGUACUCCA